AGGCAACUCUACGGCUGUUGAAAUCGGCACAAAAUGAUAUUGCCGGGUGUGUAGGAGUCACUGUUGAUAAUAGCUCUUUAUUCUCGUUUUUCCCUCUAAUACGGUAAACAGCAGUAAAGGCUGUAGAAAUCGGCGCAAGAUGAUUUGUUGGGUAUGUGGGGAUCGCGGCUAAUAUUGCCCUCUUUAUUCUCCUUUUUCCCUUUACUACGGUAAACAGAAGUAAAGCUUGUAGAUAUUAGAUAGUGCUGCAGUGAUAUGAUCAUAGUGAUGGCGAAGUGACUAUCUACUUUAAUAACGAAUUUUGAGAAAGACAAAUAGUCUUGAGACUUCUUUGAGGAAGAGAAAUGACCUUUUACCAAAGACUUCAGUUUAGUUCUCAAGUAAACAAUGUAAAACACUUCAUUUCUUUGUAGAAAUUGUUCCUUACCAAGCACAGUUACUUACCAGUUACAUUGAUGGAAGUCAAAGCGGUUCUGUUCCUGGUGUUCUGGCUGUUAAAAUCAACUCUGGGAGCUAACGAGACUUGCACUGAUCAGUGUAAGCUCCUGCUUGAUGGAAACGACCUUACUGCUGAAUUUCAAUCAAAGUCUUCUGAAGAUGGCGUUAGAAUGGUCUAUCUUCAUUUAAAUGUCGGCAAUGAAAGUUACAACCCACUACAGUCAAGCGACAGGUUCCUUCCCAACAGAUGGAUCUGGGCACGAGGCGUUGAAGAACCGAUGCUGUAUUUUUCGUACCAGUACCAGGUCUUAUCACUCGGUCUUUUAAAGAAUCAAGUCAGGAAUAUUAAAGUGACGUUGAGUGAUGAACCACGAGGCUGUGCUGCAAACCUGACCUCUUCUUGCAAAGACAUUAUGGUUGCUACAACACUCCUGGAGAACAUAACAGAUGCUUCAACUGAUCCCUCACUCUCGGAAGAUGUCGUGUGCUUUUCAGUUGUUAAAAGGGAUAUCAACUGGCUAGCCUCUUGGUUCGGAGGAAAUCUCCAAUACCAUUGCUGCAAGCAAGAACAAAGCGGAAAUAAAACUGUUGUGCAGUGUGAUCUUCCAGUGCAAUACAACAGAUGGUACAUGUUAUUUUAUCACGUGCUCACUUUUGGAAUUAUAGUUUUGUUUUUCUUUUGGCCGGCUGUUAUAUCUUGGCUUGAAAAACAAUCUGCGGACGAUACGGAAAAUCAUAAGAACGAAAUUCCAGUUGACGACUUAAGUCCGAUUAGUUGCAAUGCGCUUUUCAGAAAGCUUCUUAAACAUUUUCGUGUCCGUAAAGAGGAUCGGAAGCAAAACAUUGUCGAGCACAUGGUUAGGUCCUAUUAUUUUCGUAUUCUUUUCUACGCUUACAUCGUUCUCGUCUUAAAUUACGCCUUCUUUUUGGACUAUCUCAAAGAAGCAGACGCGAAAAAUGCUUUUCCAGAGAAUUCCUUGUUUUAUUAUGUUUUUGAUAUUAGAAGUAGUAAGCUUUAUUGUUUAAUACCUGUAAUCAUAUUUUUCAUUAUAUUGCCUGCUAUUUUCAUCUUUUUCACAGCGUACGCAUCAGAAGAAAUUGAACGGGAGAUUUCCACGAAAGUUUUUAAAAACCUGAACGUCUUCCGUGAACUGCAUCUCAAUUACUGUUAUAAAGGAUUCAUUCGCCUAACACAACCAAAUCGUGAGAAUCCUGAACCAGGCAAAUCUGUCACUACAAGGUCUUACCGCGCCAUAGAAUAUCUGAAAAAAAAGUCGCUAGAAAGCAGAAAAAUUUUAUUUCUAAUGUUAUUUUCUUUUUUGUCAACUGCUUUUGUUAUUUUUCGUAUUUUACUAACUGUGCUUGCCUUAAUUGUUUUGAUAGUUGUAGAAGUUCCCGUUUUACUGCUGAGUGUAAUAUUAUUACUUGCAACUGAUGUCAUUCGUUGGUCACCUUUUACCACUCUCAUACAGAUUAUUUACGCAUCUCUUAAGAGAAACCUGACAAAAUCAAGUUUUUGUUAUUGUUUGCCAUUGUUUUUAGCAUGGUUGAUUUAUUUUAGUCUCGCGGUGACCGUAUGCUGCAGUUUUUAUAUCAGAAUGUUUGGUUUUGUCGUAGUGGGGUUGAUUAUAAACGCGAAAAAAACAACUCCCUAUGUGGCUUUUGGUUUUGUCUUUGUUAGCAAUAUUUCUCUUUGCUACAAUACGUUUCAAAAGAGAUUCAAAGAAAUGAAAAAGAUAAUUUUCAAGUAUUGCAAAAAGAAAAUCAAUUCUCUACCAAAUGCAGAAAUUAUCCGUAAAACUAUUCCAGAAACGUUGUUCUGGUAUAUUUGCAAGGAUGUUUUACCCAUUGAACCAGAGAUAUUCGCUAUGCUUGCCAAUAUGCUAAUAAUUUCAAGUAUCUCAAUGCUGGCUUUAGCAAUCAUUGUUUUCUUUGGUGAGGUGUUCAACUCUUCGACACUGGUAGAGGCUGGCGCUGUACUGCUGAGCGGAAAACUUACAGGAAUACUAUUUAAUGGAUUGAUCAAAAGUGAGAAAUUUAAGGGUUGGGAUAAAAUAAAGAAGUCAGAAAAAAUCAAAGGAUCCAUUGAUAAAUACAUAAAACAGUGUGAAAACGAAGAAGAAAAACUGGAAAUCGAGGAUUGAGCAAGAGAAAGUAAGACAAAAUUAUGAUAACAUCGACUCAGGAAAGAAACAAUUUCGUUUUGUUAUUUUUUCGUUACUGUAUUUCUGGCUCGGUUCAAUGAUCAUUUCUAGUAUACAAAUCAGGCAAUCGAAAGGGUGAAGGCAACGCUUAGCAAAAGAAGGUGGAAUAAGGCAUAAGGUAGUUCUAUCAAUAAAAUGAGCCAAAGAAUUCUACUCUCGCCAAGACAAAAGGUUCAGAUGAGAACUGUUUGUCAGAGUGUUUUCCAUCUAUCAAAAAACCAAAGAAUUACGUUGUUAGGACUAGUAAUGCUACUAUUUAACAACAUUUGCAGUUGUGUACGCGCGCUUAUCGGUUUCUGUCAAAAAUUUCGAGCUUUUUAAUUCAAGAAACCGAAAUUUCCCUCCUUUUAGUCUUCCGAGUCAGCUAUUUGAUUAUCCAUUUGUUUCUAAAUGUCCUUUCAAAACUUCGGGGAAACGAGGAAACGUUGCAAUUUUUUGGACCAAACCAAGCCACUGCACACUAAUGGCCGAUAAUGUGCAAUGGCUCAGCCAAUCAGAGUACAGCAUUUGCAUUAGUAUACUAGUAGAAUUUUACUAAAUAAAAUUAGUGUAUUUUCUUGAUAGUGGGUCGAUUUAAACCUGAAUGUGAAUGUGCAUCGUUCAGGAUUCUUGUUUUUCAGGUAUAGAAUAUAGAAAAGAUAAAACAGUUGUCUCUAGUAUGAACUGGGUCAUCAUACUACUUUUAAAUCUUUACUUCAGUUUAGUAAAUGUGUGGACAUUUAAAGCCAAUGGUUUUUGAUAGGUUUAGUAGAAGUUACUGAGUAGAGGCAGACUAGGUUUUGCCAAAAAAUAAACUCAGCAUUUUUGUAUCUUUAUUAUUAAAUUGAGCAACUCAUAUUGAGUUUUAUUUUUCGACGUUUCAACGUUUGCCAGAAAUAUUGUACCAAGUUAUUUCAAGUCUCCACAUUAAUUUUUUGUGUAGGUUAAUUAAUGAGUUUACCUGUAUAUACUGGCGUGGUCUAAAGAACGAGUGCAAUGAUAAUAAACGUGUGUUUUUAUCUUGUGUAGUACUUGUUGUCAGUUUAAUAAAUCUGACUUGGAAAGGCCGUAACCCAUGUCAGUCAACUAAUAUAAAGCGCUUUUCACAGCAUUUAUCGCUUUUUCAGUUACUAUGAAUAAUAAAUGAUGUUUCGGUAUUCUGGGCUUGCAAUGGGUAUGAAGCAUUAUUCCCACAGUAUACUUUUUAUUUUCCUCGGCGCGAGUUAAGAGCAUUUACGAUAUUCUGUAAGAUGUGAGGCAAGCUGUUAUUAGAAACGGUUUAAGCUAAACUAUUGCACAUAUUUUUUGUUAUUCGGAAUAUUGAAUAGCGGUAGAACAUUGGGCUAUAUUCUGCAUCUCCAGAGAAGAAACCAUAAAGAAUCUAUACCGAGCAUCCGUACAAUCAAAUGUAUCGAGAUCAUGAAAUAGAAAAAGACAAAAAUGGGUGUUGACGACAAAACUCAGGAGAGUAUGGCCUGUUAAAGCAGAUAAAUGAUAGAGAAAAU
Messenger RNA from Orbicella faveolata, 4126 nucleotides. RefSeq lists its product as uncharacterized. NCBI's taxonomy places the organism in Eukaryota, Metazoa, Cnidaria, Anthozoa, Scleractinia, Merulinidae. The record is from RefSeq and is a predicted model, not a curated record.